AUGAUCGUCAGACCUGCGCCCGUCGACGACGACAAUCGAGAUCAACGCAAUGACGAUCGCUUGGCGUCGAAUGCCAAGCUUGUUCCCGUGCUAAAUCUGCUGAAUGAGCCUGAAACGGCAUCCCUGACUUUGCCUCAGCUACUGGCUAAAUGUAAGCUCACCGGUGACGAGUACAUGAACUGUUUGCGCAUGACGGCCUCGUCGAGUUCUGUCGUGCUUAAGCGAGAACCGAAAGACUGCUGGGUCAACAACUACAACCGCCAUUUGCUUCUUGCCUGGGAUGGAAACCUGGACAUCCAAUACAUCCUGAAUGCCUACUCUUGCAUAGCAUACAUCUGCAGCUACAUCAGCAAGGCUGAACACGGUCUGAGCCAAUACCUCAAAUCGGUCAUUGAAAACUCCCGCUGCGCAAAUGUCAACGAGAGCGAUGAAAUGAAGCAAAUUAUGCAAGCGUACUCCAAGAAAAGAGAAGGCAAAACGCAGGAAUCUCAUGAAGUGUGGAUGACUGGCCUGCCGGAAAAAUACAAAUCCAGACCUCAAACUGAGGAAUUUGAAGUCAUGUGCUUGGCUGAUUUUGCAUCAACGUGCAGAAUUGUUUAUGGCAAACAAGCAAAAGGUAAGAAUGUUUUGCCUCUGCUCAACGACAUGGGCUUUGUCCAGAAAAGAACAGAAAAACAUGCCGUCAUCAAAUACUGCAAAUACUCUGAACAAAAGAAUCCGGAGGAAUAUUACUGCUGCUUGCUCAAGCUGUACCUGCCUCAUCGUGCUGAUUGCCAAUUAAAAUCUGAACGCUGUCCUUCCUAUCAGUUGUUUCAUGAUAACGCCUGUGUCCAGUUACCGUAUAACGACUCUGUGGAGCGCGUGUGCCAAAUUGUCAGAAGGAACAGAGAAAGGUAUGAGAAAUACAGUCGAGACAUUGACAACGCCAUCCAAGAGGUGGAGGAGAGUGGGCUCGUCAUAAACGAAUGGUGCCACCUGGCUCCCGAGAGUGAGUUGCAAAGACUCGAAUGCGUUGAGGAAAUGAACGCGAGAGAUGAACCGAACGACAACGUGGAGGAAAAUGUCCCGGACUAUAACGUCAGGUCCAAAACAACGCAAAUGUCCAUCGUGACAGAGCCUGCUGCCAUCGAUCCCGCGGUGUUACGCGACAUGUAUCGUAACCUGAACCAAAAGCAAGCGUCCGUCUUCUACAAGGUCAGAGAUUGGUGCAUAAAACGUGUGUGUAGCUCAAAGCCCAUUGAGCAGUUCUUCUACCACAUCAACGGUGGCGCCGGGACCGGCAAAUCUCAUCUCAUCAAGUGUAUCCACGCUGACGCUACCAAAAUACUGCAGAGACUACCACGACUGGCUGAGGAGGCCGACAUUUCCAAGCAAACGGUUGUUCUCGCAGCUUUCACUGGCACGGCGGCGUUCAACAUUUCCGGGGCAACGUUGCAUUGUCUACUCAAACUGCCGAGAAGUCUCAAACCCCCGUACCACGGGCUGGGCAAUAAACUGGACGAAGUCCGAGCCGAGCUGUCCAUCGCCGAAAUACUCAUCAUCGAUGAGAUUUCCAUGGUGUCGAAAGACCUCUUCGCCUACGUGAAUGCCAGGUUGAAACAAAUCAAAGGAAUUAAUUUACCUUUCGGUGGCAUGUCUGUUCUUGCUGUUGGAGAUUUCUUUCAGCUCCCUCCCGUGAGACAGUCCAAACCUCUGUGCGUGUACGAUCCUACGCGGCUGGACCACUGGCGUGACGACUUCAAAAAGAUCACGCUCACCGCCAUCAUGAGGCAGAAAGACGAUGUCGCCUUUGCCGAACUGCUGAACCGACUCCGCGUCAAAGAAAAGUCAGAUGAACUGUCGGAAAUGGACAGAGCUCUCCUUGCCACGAGGUGGAUGGCCAUAACUCUGCGAUGCUGGAACUGCUUCAUAAGGACAUUGUGCAGAUUGACGCGGAUGACUACAAGAAAGACAAAGGAACUGGCAGAAUGGCAAGACUGGAGGAGAAGCUGAACAAGGCUGGAGUGACGCGCCGACAGUUUCCCAUCAAGCUUGCUUUUGCCUGCACGAUCCACAAGGUACAAGGCAUGACAACGUCACAGGCUGCAGUUUCGCUGAAAGGUGUUUUCGAACACGGCAUGGGGUACGUAGCUCUGAGUAGAGUGACUUCGCUCAGUGGUCUGCAUAUUCUGCAUAUGGAUGAGAGAAGGCUUCAUGCAAAUCCACAAAUCACUGCUGCUCUUGCUGAGAUGGCAGAGGAUUCUUUGGAGAGCGUCAUGCCCCUCCUUCACGUGAUGCCGUCGGUAGAUCGGGCAAAUCACCUGG
This is a messenger RNA of Syngnathus typhle (broad-nosed pipefish), 2304 nucleotides long. RefSeq lists its product as uncharacterized. The record is from RefSeq and is a predicted model, not a curated record. Bases 1 to 1992 code for a protein of 663 amino acids. The transcript has 4 exons. Gene Ontology annotation, molecular function: DNA helicase activity. Gene Ontology annotation, biological process: telomere maintenance; DNA repair. NCBI's taxonomy places the organism in Eukaryota, Metazoa, Chordata, Actinopteri, Syngnathiformes, Syngnathidae.